Molecule: messenger RNA, 846 nt
Organism: Cryptomeria japonica (Japanese cedar)
Lineage: Eukaryota; Viridiplantae; Streptophyta; Pinopsida; Cupressales; Cupressaceae
Exons: 3
Coding region: 1-846 (281 amino acids)
Biological process (GO): carbohydrate metabolic process
Cellular component (GO): plasma membrane
Molecular function (GO): hydrolase activity, hydrolyzing O-glycosyl compounds
Source: RefSeq, a predicted model, not a curated record
AUGAAUCCUGAUCAUUACUCCAACAUGCUGGAUGCACAGCUGGACGCCGCCAUAGCGGCCAUGGCGACGCUGGGCUACGGUGAGGUGAAAGUGGUCAUUAGUGAGACGGGGUGGCCCACCAGUGGCGACUCCAGCGGCGCCACCGUAGCCAACGCCGCCAGCUACAACACAAGACUCGUCAGCAAGUUGUUAUCAAACACUGGUACUCCGCGUCGUCCGCAGACGUUCUUUGCCACAUUCAUCUUCGCCCUCUUUAAUGAAGAUGAGAAGACCGGCCACACCACGGAGCGCAACUGGGGCCUCUUUUACCCUGACGGAACUCCAGUCUACGACAUCGAUCUCUCCGCCGGCGUGAUUAAAACCUCACAUACUCUGGAGGCGGCGUCGUCGUCGUCGGUCGUUUCCUCGACCCAACAAGCCCAGGGAGUGGAAUUGUUUGUGAGAAAACAAGAAUUAGAAGAUAUGUCAGAGAAAUGCCAGAAAUGGCAGCGCACAACGAUUAAGCUUCAGAUAGUUAUUGUACGAGGAUUUCAUGUUGAGGUGGCGGGCAUGACAGUUCAUAAGAUGGACGAAGAAGAAGGUAAAAUUUGGGAGAUAUAUAAUGGUUUUACAUACUUCAAGCAUUGUGUACAUUGGUGGGAUGGUGGGAAAAAAGAGGAUAAUUCUGUUGAAGAGGAGGAGGAUGUUGGGUUUGUUUCUUACUCCACUCUUAAUGCAGUUGUGGCAUGUAUUGGCCAAACUUUUGAUGGCCACGAAAUUGAUGUCACCUCUGUGGUGAAGGUUGAACACCAUGAUGUCUCGAUUGGGAUUAAUGAUGGUCCCUAUGUAGAGUUUGGAAUUUCUUGA